Messenger RNA from Torulaspora globosa, 1740 nucleotides. It is a transcript of the gene PUT2, whose product is annotated as 1-pyrroline-5-carboxylate dehydrogenase. Bases 1 to 1740 code for a protein of 579 amino acids. The transcript has a single exon. NCBI's taxonomy places the organism in Eukaryota, Fungi, Ascomycota, Saccharomycetes, Saccharomycetales, Saccharomycetaceae. Gene Ontology annotation, molecular function: L-glutamate gamma-semialdehyde dehydrogenase (NAD+) activity. Gene Ontology annotation, cellular component: mitochondrial matrix. The record is from RefSeq and is a predicted model, not a curated record.
AUGUUAUCGAGAGCAAGAAUAUGUCAAGCUUCACGUCAAGGUGCCAGAUUCGUUGCGCAGCUGUCAACUGUGAAUAUUCCUAAGCAGAUUACCAAUGAAGCAGUGAAACCGUUCGGUCUUACGGAUACAAAGGAUUGGGAUCUGCUGCGUGCGUCUUUGAUGAAAUUCAAAAGCUCCUCAUUGGAAGUUCCGCUAGUCAUCAAUGGUGAACGUAGAUAUUACAAUGAUCAGACCAAACGCGGGUUCUUUGCACAGACCAAUCCAGCACACCAUCAGCAAGUGCUUGCUACUGUUACACAGGCUACCAGAGAAGAUGUGAAGGAUGCCAUUCAGGCCGCUAAGGAUGCGAAGAAGAAGUGGCUAGAAAUGCCGUUUUAUGACAGAGCCGCGGUGUUUCUGCGCGCCGCUGACCUUGUGUCUACAAAGUAUAGGUACGAUAUGUUGGCAGCCACAAUGUUGGGUCAAGGUAAGAACGUCUACCAAGCAGAGAUUGAUUGUAUUACUGAGCUGUCGGAUUUUUUCAGAUUCAACGUGAAGUAUGCGUACGAACUGUACUCGCAGCAGCCUAUAGAAUCCAGUCCCGGCGUGUGGAAUAAGGCGGAGUACAGACCACUGGAAGGGUUUGUAUACGCUGUUACGCCCUUCAAUUUCACUGCUAUUGCAGCCAAUCUGGUCGGUGCACCAGCUUUGAUGGGUAACACCGUGGUUUGGAAGCCCUCUCAAACAGCGGCUUUAUCGAACUAUCUCUUGCUAACCGUUUUAGAAGAGGCAGGGUUGCCAAAGGGCGUGGUCAACUUUGUGCCAGGUAAUCCCGUUGAAGUCACUGAAGAAGUUCUAAGCGAUAGAGAUUUUGCAGCCUUGCAUUUCACUGGCUCCACUGCUGUCUUCAAACAACUGUAUGGUAGUAUCCAGCAGGGCGUCGUCAGCGGCAUUUACAGAGAUUAUCCGAGAAUCGUUGGUGAAACAGGUGGUAAGAAUUUCCAUUUAAUCCACCCUUCUGCGAACCUGCCCCAUGCGGUGCUAUCCACCAUCAGAGGUGCAUUCGAGUUUCAAGGCCAAAAAUGUUCUGCAACCUCUCGAGUCUACAUUCCCAAAUCAAGAAGCGAAGAGUUUCUAAAGGACAUGGCGGGCACCUUGCAACAGCACAAGAUCUCGCCAGUAAACACAUCUGCAGGUAGCAUCAGUGGUGGUGAUUUGCACGGUUUCAUGGGACCAGUGAUCCAUGAGCAGAGUUUCGACAAGCUUGCCAGCGCCAUCGAGGAGGCCAAGCAAGACUCAGAGCUUGAAAUUGUCUACGGCGGCAAGUGCGACAAGUCCAGCGGCUGGUUCAUUGGUCCAACAAUAAUCAAGACCACAAACCCCAGCCAUAAGUUUCUCACGACCGAGUUCUUCGGCCCCAUUUUGACCGUUUACGAAUACCCUGACGACCAGUUCACCCAGGUCUGCCAACUGAUUGACAGCACCAGCGCCUACGGGCUCACGGGCUCUGUUUUCGCCAAGGAUCGCGACGCCAUUAUUCAAGCCAGCGAAGCCCUAAGGUACAGUGCCGGUAAUUUCUACAUCAACGACAAGUGCACAGGCGCCGUUGUGGCACAACAGUGGUUCGGCGGUGCCAGAAUGAGCGGCACCAACGACAAAGCAGGUAGUGGCAACAUCCUAAAUAGGUUCGUCAGCGUCAGGAACGUUAAAGAGAACUUCUACGAGCUUACCGAUUUCAAGUAUCCUUCAAACUACGAGUAA